Ogataea angusta is the source of this 1605-nucleotide messenger RNA. RefSeq lists its product as uncharacterized. NCBI's taxonomy places the organism in Eukaryota, Fungi, Ascomycota, Pichiomycetes, Pichiales, Pichiaceae. Gene Ontology annotation, cellular component: plasma membrane. Gene Ontology annotation, biological process: small GTPase-mediated signal transduction. Gene Ontology annotation, molecular function: GDP binding; GTPase activity; GTP binding. The transcript is spliced from 2 exons. Bases 1 to 1605 code for a protein of 534 amino acids. The record is from RefSeq and is a predicted model, not a curated record.
AUGAGUAAAGAAAGGAAGAUUGCACUGGUUGGCGCGCGCGCUGUGGGCAAGUCCUCUCUAGCUGCCCAGUUUGCUGAAGAGUCUUUCAAUGACCAUUACUUUCCGACGAUAGAGAAUCAGCUAAAGAAGGAGGUCAAGUACAAGGGAAUCGAUUAUUCGCUCGAAAUUAUGGACACUGCUGGUCAGGAUGAGUUUUCCACUUUGCACAAUAAAUUGUUGAUUGGGGUUCACGGGUAUAUGCUAGUUUAUUCUAUAAAUUCAAGACAGUCUUUCGACAUGCUGGCUGUUGUGCGAGACAAGAUCCUUGAUGGGCUGGGAAUAAGCUCUGUGGAAGAUGGGCCUCCCAUCGUGAUCGUGGGCAACAAGAGCGAUCUGGAUUUCCAAAGACAGGUUUCCGAGGCCGAACUGAAACAGCUGGCAAAGGUCUUUGGCGACGUUCCGUGCUUUGAGUGUUCUGCGAAAAAUAACUACAAUGUUCACGAGGCGUUUGGUGCUGUGAUUGACCAGAUCGAAGACAUCAAGGAGCCUAAGGAUGAAGAAGAGACCCAGGCUAAAAAAUCUGUCAUCUUGACAGGGUCCUUUGAUAACUGGUCUCAGUCGUUGCCUCUUAUCAAGCAGCGUGAUGGCUCCUUCUCUCUGUCGUUCCCAUUUCCUAAUGACACUGAGAAAGUGGCCUUCAAGUUUGUUGUGGACGGCAAAUGGAUCACAAGCGAGGAUUACAAAGUCGAGACCGAUGAGCUAGGAAACAAAAACAACGUCCUAUAUGCAAAGGACGUUGUUUCUGCUCAAGGUUCCAACUCUACAAGAAUUCCCGAGGCAGGAGGCAUGGCAGUGCCAUUGGCUGGUGGCAAUGCUUCUUUGCCGAAGAGCAAGGCUGAGACAGGCGGUUCAGAGUACAAGCCUACUGUCCUUCCUUCGACCGAAGGACAACAGGUGACGCUGGGAGAGCCGGGCGUAGUGGUGCCAGCCAACCCCCACUCGAUCUCUGCUUUCUCGGAGGUGAGAGACGUUGACCCGAAGACGCUCAACGAGCCUUCUGGCUCGACUAAGAGUGCGCCUGCUGAAACUACCACCGCCACCAAGUCACCUGAGGCUGCCAAGACUCUCGAUCCUGCAGAGCAGUCAAAAGUUUCCGGGACUGCGGGCUCCACCAAUGCUACAGGAGCCCCCGAAGCCAGUGCAGCUGCACUGGCUUCGGGACCUGGGGUUGUUAUUCCAGAGGACCCUCAGUCGAUAUCGGCCCUGAACGACGUUAGAGACGUGAACCCAAAGACGCUGAACGCGCCUUCGGAACCAACCACUUCUCAGACCGAGACGGCCGUUGCAGACGAGGCUACUAACCCAAGCACCCAAGAUACAGCAGAGACCGCUGCGAGCGAGCCUUCUGAGACGGGCGCCAAGAAGACCAAGUACGUCAAGCGGGUGGUCUCCAAGAUCAAGAAGGACGAAGCUGAGCAGACUCCUGAAUCUGAAAAAGAGACCACUGCAGCUGAGACACCUGCAAAAUCUGCACCACCUGCCAAGGCUGAACAAAAGACCGCAAACUCUUCGUCGCCAAAGAAGAAGACUGGGUUCUUUGCCAAGCUCAAGAAGGCGCUCAAAUGA